Messenger RNA from Neohortaea acidophila, 851 nucleotides. RefSeq lists its product as uncharacterized. The transcript has a single exon. The coding region runs from base 121 to 798 and encodes 225 amino acids. Lineage: Eukaryota; Fungi; Ascomycota; Dothideomycetes; Mycosphaerellales; Teratosphaeriaceae. The record is from RefSeq and is a predicted model, not a curated record.
AGUCGAUGGUGAAGCCAUCGAGCUCACUGCCACCCGCAUCAAGACCGCGACGAUGGACGGCCGUCAGUCGACAUCCCUUCAGGUUACAGGCGCUCAUGCUUGCGGGCCGCCCAGGACAUAAUGGAAGGAAGAAGGACGGCAGAAGGAUGGCAUAUCACUCUCUCUCACCGUAGCAUUAACAGUGAGAGCUUUGUAAUGUGUCUGAUUGUGGAAGAGUCUGCUUCCCGUUCUUGUCGGCGCUGUGCUGUCUCUCAUCUAACUCCCGCAAAGCCUCAAGGCGCGAUGUUCAGCAACGGACGUUCCCUUCUCUUCCUACGCACAGUCAGGGUCCGCACCGCCUGCCUCCGCACCGCUUUCCUUCGCACCGCUUUCCUCCGCACCGCUUUCCUUCGCACCGCUUUCCUCCGCACCGCUUUCCUCCGCACCGCUUUCCUCCGCACCGCCCUCCUUUUGCUUCAUCGCCACCGCAUCCUCCUUCACAGUCCCCAUCUCCACCCAUUUCUGACGACUCUGCCGAGCUGCCUCCAACUUCUCGAUGGCCGCCGCCUCUGCAUCCUUCUUCGCCGCUUCUGCUUCUGCCCAUGUACGGCGAAUUGUCUCUUGUUGCUCUGCUGCACUCAGCUUGACGAACUCCGGGCACUCUGCCGCUUUCUCCUUAAGCUCUUUGGUCAAUUCCUCGACGUCCUUCUGCAUCUCGUUGGUCUUCUCGGUUUGGCGAAUCAUCUUUGCACGCCACUCUUCAUUGUCGUCGCGAAAGUUGUAGCGGGAUUUGCUGUUGGGAUUGGACAUGUUGACUGAGAGGACGGUCGGUUGAUGAAGGUGUUGGUCAAGACUACAUGUAUCGUUUGAGG